AUACAUCACGGCUACGGUGCCGGUCGACUUUGGCUUAAGUUCAGUAUCUUUGAAGUCGUCUCAAAUAUCCGCCUUCCCGACAUUUCGUAAAAAUAGUGGUGUGCCGGUCAGUUCAAAAUGUACGAGAGCAGUAGUUGUAGCAACUCUUCGUCGCCUUCAUACAGAGAGAGUGCUGAGCUGGUCGCGUCGGAAUACGAAGAUUUUUCUACCACGAAAUUGAUGGAUUUAACAAACGCCACCGAUAAAUACUUGCCGGUAGCUUUGCCUCACAUGGAAGACAACAACCACCAGUCGCAGUUCAGUUUUUACUACCAGUACAACAGGGAACAGCAGUUCCUGCAGGACAACGUUAAGUACUACGACAAUCAGUAUUACCACAAACCGUUGGACGCUAACAGGAACCCCCCAGAACCCCCUCAAUACCUAGACUCAAAGCUCCAACUGGACAACAUGGACAUCAAGGUGGAAAUCGAAGACGAACCAAUGCACAUGCUGAAGUCUAAAACCUACGGAAGAAAGAGAAAAUGCACGAGUUCAGACGACGAGAAUUCCUUCAGCGGUAAGAAAUCCAGAAGGAAAAUGCCUCAAUCGUACGAAGACGUGCAAAACCAGAGGAUUAUGGCUAAUGUUAGAGAACGUCAACGCACUCAAAGCUUGAACGAGGCUUUCGCCAGUUUGAGGAAAAGCAUACCCACCUUGCCGUCGGAUAAGCUGUCGAAAAUUCAAACUUUGAAGUUGGCGUCCAGGUAUAUAGCAUUUCUCUAUCACGUUCUAUCGACGUCCUCCCCUGAUCUCACCGGCGAAAACGACAUUUUGGGCAACGUGUGUUCUUACACGGCACACGAGAAGUUAUCGAGAGCUUUCAGUAUGUGGAGGAUGGAAGGAGACUGGAAUACGCAACUCUAGAAACACCUUAAGAAGUUAUACUUACCUAUUUGUUUUCUGUGAAAACUUUUGUUAUGUUUGUUACGUGAAUCUUCCAUAUUUCAGUGAUAAUCUAGUUAGGGAUGAUAAUUCAGUUGUGACAAUGGUUAAAAAUUGAUCUCCGACAUUCUCACCUUGUGCUGUGUUGUUCAGAUUGUUUCAGAAAUAAUAUUCAAAAAGGUUAACAAUGCAAAUCCGAUAAUGUACGAAUACUUUACCUUGUCGAAACUAACUUAAAUAACUGGGAAAAGACAAAGAGCCUAUUUCGGUCUUUCAGAAUUCUUUUUUUCGUUUUUUCGAAUGAAUUACAAGUUCAGUUGUGGUAUCUCGGUAUGGGGCCUUCAAUUCAUCAUUCCCGAUCUAGUUGGGAUGUUGCAUUUUAUUUAUUUUACUCGCCGACAUCGUAAAGUGUUCGUUCAUUUGAUACUCUAUGGGAAUUUUAUACUGGGACAGCUGUUCUGCGACAUUUUUUCUUGUAUGACACUACGAGAGUUGUUUAAUUGUCAAAUUUAAUGAUAUUAGGCGUCAUAUCCCAUUACAGACUCGAAUGGUCUUAAUUUAGAACACCUAUUCAUUUUUCUCGUUGGGUGAAUUGGUGGUAUUCAGUUACCAUGGGUAGGUUAGUUUUGUUGUUGGAACUGCAGAUUUCUGCGUGAUAUACUUUUAUUUCUAAGAUUGAUUGUAUUUAUUUUUGUUAUGAAUAAACUAUUUUUGUAUAUAAA
Messenger RNA from Harmonia axyridis, 1646 nucleotides. It is a transcript of the gene Twi, whose product is annotated as twist-related protein 2-like. Gene Ontology annotation, biological process: regulation of transcription by RNA polymerase II; developmental process. The coding region runs from base 118 to 906 and encodes 262 amino acids. The transcript has a single exon. The record is from RefSeq and is a predicted model, not a curated record. NCBI's taxonomy places the organism in Eukaryota, Metazoa, Arthropoda, Insecta, Coleoptera, Coccinellidae. Gene Ontology annotation, molecular function: RNA polymerase II transcription regulatory region sequence-specific DNA binding; DNA-binding transcription factor activity, RNA polymerase II-specific; protein dimerization activity.